Messenger RNA from Symbiodinium necroappetens, 1524 nucleotides. Lineage: Eukaryota; Dinophyceae; Suessiales; Symbiodiniaceae. The record is from the annotation of a GenBank genome assembly.
GCCUCGAAGGUCCUGCCACACUUUCAGAACUACACAAGCUUGAGCACCAAGCCUGUGAUCAACGCAUGGCGGGGUGGCGGGCGGUGGUUUUCCUGGCAGUUCUUGGUGGAUGAAGUUCGUGGAGAGUCCAUGGUCUUCUCCGCUCAUCGUGGUGGAAAUCAAGGUGGAGAGGGAGUGAAAACUGGAGGACAAUGGUGGAUCGAGAACGUGCUGGAGGAGUGCGAUGCUCCCAACGAGUUCUUCUAUGACCAUGAAAGCCGGAUGCUCUACUUCUCCUUCAACGGCACAAACACGGAGCCUGACGGCAGCGAGCAGUGGGUCCUGCCCGUCACGCAAGUACUUCUCAAUAUCACCAGCUCUGACAGCAGUCUACGCGGUGUCGAAGUUCGGGAUUCCAUGCUGACCUACCUGGAACCUCACGGCCUGCCAUCAGGGGGCGACUGGGCCUUGGAGCGCCUGGCCGCCAUCGUCAUCCGCGACGCAUCGAACGUGACGGUGGUGGACAGUUUGCUCACCAAGUUGGAUGGGAACGGUAUCUUCCUCGAUGGUGCCGUGAAAAAUGCGAGCUUGACGGGCAACGAGUUUUCUUAUAUCGGAAGUUCAGCUAUGGCUGCUUGGGGAUACACAGGAGACUGCCUAAAUGCGAACUGCUCUCUGACGCUGCCAAAGGGCACUUUGAUGGGGCCGGACGGGCGCGGCAUGCGAGCGCCACAUGGCACUCUGGUGAAGUCGAACCUUGUGCGUGAGAUCGGGAUCUGGCAGAAGCAAUCCUCUAUGUGGUUUCAAGCUGUGACUGCAGAGACCCAGCUUAUCGGCAACGUGCACUUCAAUGGCCCUCGCGCCGGGAUCAACUUCAACGACGGAUUUGGUGGAGGUGAUGUAAUCGACGGAAAUGUGAUUGGGAACUGCGUGCGUGAGUCUGGCGAUCAUGGGCCAUACAACAGCUGGGAUCGCGUCCCCUACAUUACGACUCUUCGAACCGGUCGGCCGUCCAUCAUACCGAAGCAAAGACACAUCACCAGGAAUCUGUGGCUCGGCACCUACAGCACACAGGAGGGUGUGGACACAGACGAUGGCUCCUCGUACCUUUUGCAAGACUUCAAUGUCUUUGCAUAUGGUAUGAACGGACUGAAAAAUGAUUUUGGAGGCCACGACAAUCACCAAAUCAACAACAUGUACCUUUUCAUUAGCAGAGCCUGGUUUGCUGGAACAGGAUUGUUACCGGAUGGAACGGGCAAUAAUGAUGCCUUCACCAACAAUCGAUGUCUUCUGAAAGUUGGUGGCAGAUAUCAGUCGGACUGCGGCCACAACGCGAAGGGCUUCAUUACCCAUGACAACACCAUCUACACCAAGGAUGGUGCGACGAAGGUGUGCGGUGGCCACGACCUGAACGAGUAUGUGAGGCAUUCAGGAUUGGACCAUGGAUCCUCUGUGACGGUCUGGCCUGGCGUUGAAGAGCUCAAGGCGUCAGUAAACGAACUGCUGAAUGGGAAGGCAGAGACUCCAUCGACUGUCUUUGUCUGA